AUGCGGGCGGCUAACCCGUUUUCUGCGUGCAGAUUCGCUCUGGCGACUGUAGCGCUCGUCUCUGCAUGUCAAGCAGCCCAGAUACCAUUCAUCUCGACACCAGAGACCUCCCACACCAGCCAUCCUUCGUUCAUCGAGUCGGACGAAUGGCGCUUUGACCACUCACCGUCGCCGAACGAGACCGCCAAUUUCAUAUUCGACACCGUCGCUUCAGCGCUCCAGCACUGGCCUCAUACCCGCUAUCGCAAUGGUCACGCCCUCAUCCCUGGCUACAUCCCCGUCGGCACCCUCCUUUACCACGGCGCCUCAGGCAACAAGAUCCCUGACCACCCGGAGUGGAUUGCAACCGACCCGGAGCACUCAUACGCGUUCUGCCGCGGCCAGGACGACGCGGGGUGCUGGCACCUUACUCUCGCCGCCGUCCGCCCGCUCAAGGUGCUAUAUUUCGACGGGAGUAGCGCCGCCAAGAUGGACGACGGGCCGAUGCACACCCAGGACAUCGUCGCGUGGGGCGGGGUGCGCCCGGAUAGGUCGUUCGAUGAGAGGAACAGGAUCAAGGACCUGUGCGAGUGGGGAGAUAAGUAUGGGGUGGAUGGGUAUGUGAGGAUGGAGAUGGAUUUCGAAAUCAUGCUCUGUAACUUCACCAACGGCGUCGAGAUUGUCUCCUGGUCCAAUCUGCGUGCCAACGGCCGGGGCGGCCCGGGGCGUGGUGGUCCCGGUGGUGGUCCCGGUGGCGGUCCCGGUGGUGGUCCCGGUGAUGGCCCCGACAAAGGCCCUCCUCCGAAUCGGAACUUCGACAAAGACGACGACCCCGCGAGCCCUCCCUCUCCCGGCCAGCCCAUCAAAGUACCCAACUCGGGCGGGCCCAACGUCAUGCUCGCCGGCUCGUGGCACAACCGCUACCCGGGCGACACGCGCAUCGCGCUGCACACGCACCGCCUCAUCACGUUCUACGACACCGCGCUCGUGCCCUCCCUCGCCCCCAUGCGCGCUGCCGCGGAGACGCGGUUCGAGCACUCGCUCACGGGUGUUGACGAUGCGGAUGUGCGUGCGGUCAUGGGCCGCCUCGAGGAGUACUAUGCGAGCCAGGUCGGGGUGGAGGCAGAUGUGGACAGGCCGGCGAGCGGUAUGGACUGGCAGACGCUCGCGAAGGUGAUUGUGGAUCGGCAUGCGGACAGGCUCGAGCUCGCGCGGUACUUGUUCAACGAGAGCUUGCAUGCACUUACCCCCGCAAAUGCUUCCGCUCAGGCUUCCUCAUCCAAAGCGCUCGCGCUCGCGCAGCGGGCGCUCACUGAGAUCCACGGAGUCAUCUUCCCGUACGCUCUCCACUCCGCACGGAUGCCCGGGGACACCACAGAGGAAGGAGACGAAGGAGAGGACAAGAACGGGCCGCACGCAUGGGCCGUCCCGGUCUGGCAAGAAUGCACGGACGCACACACGCGCUCGAUAUCGCGCCGCCCUGAGCGCCUCAUGCAGAACGAGCACACGCUGCUGCGCGCCGUGCGCGAGACGAAGCGCGAGAUCUGUCGUGUUGCUGUUGGGAUCUGGGCCGAUGCCGAGGAACGCACGUUUGGCGCUUCCGACGAGGGCGAAGAUCAAGGCGAAAGCAAGAUUGACGAAGACGCGCUGCGCGCUGCUGUGACACACUGGCUAGACGCCGUCGUUGGCCUGAUGGACUGGCUCGACUGGAGCGUCUGGGUGCGGUGCCGGCCCGCGUGCGGAUACGAGGAGUAUUGCUACCUCCCAACUUGGCCAUUCAUGCGCGGUGGUGCCCGCAAUGGCGACCCAAACGACGGCAAGCGCUUCACGCCAGCCCCUCAGGGGCUUCUGAGUAACAUCAGCAUGCCCGAAGAGAAGCACGAAUGCCCCAAGGGCGGUCCCUUGCGCAGCGGCGGGCCUCGAGGUGGACGCGGUGGACGCGGUGGGGGGAUGCGCUGGCCCCCGCCCGGCGGAGAUCGUGAUACCGAGCAAGAAGGUGGAGACGACCCCGCCCCUGGGCCUGAGCCUCCAAGGCGCGGCGGACCUCGUCUGCCGGACGAUGACAGCUACAAGAGGCCGCAGCCUGUGUGUAUGCGGCGCGUUGAAGAGUAUUAGGCUUCAGGUCUGAUUCUGGCUCGAUUCCGGCUCGAUUCUGAUUGUGUUUGGGCUUUUUCGUUGGGCUUGAUUAGUUGGAGACAGAGAUUUGGUAUAUGUCCAUUGCUUGCUUGAUCGCCGCUGUAUUCAAAAAAAAUGUCGGAAAAACCAAAACAGCCAUCUUAACGGUGGCGGCAUUUAGC
Molecule: messenger RNA, 2276 nt
Organism: Coniophora puteana RWD-64-598 SS2
Lineage: Eukaryota; Fungi; Basidiomycota; Agaricomycetes; Boletales; Coniophoraceae
Exons: 5
Coding region: 1-2094 (697 amino acids)
Source: RefSeq, a predicted model, not a curated record